Messenger RNA from Verticillium nonalfalfae, 417 nucleotides. RefSeq lists its product as uncharacterized. The record is from RefSeq and is a predicted model, not a curated record. The transcript has 2 exons. Lineage: Eukaryota; Fungi; Ascomycota; Sordariomycetes; Glomerellales; Plectosphaerellaceae. Bases 1 to 417 code for a protein of 138 amino acids.
AUGGGAGGUAAGUUCAGCCUAGAUCGGUCCGGGAUGAAGGUCGGCCCUUGGUAUCAGCAGCGAUGCCGAAACCGUCCAGGGUGCUCUGGUCUCCAAGCCACCGGCGCGGUCCUUGUGUCUAACACCAGCUUCGCAGACCAACGAACACAAGCCAACAUGAGACUCUCCGUCGCUGCCAUCUUCCUCGCCGUUACCGGCAUCAUUGCUGCGCCGGCCCCCGUCGCCGAGCCCGAGGCCGUUGCUGAGCCUGCUCCCGGAGGCUACGGCCACUAUGGCGGCUACGGCAAGUACGGUACUCCCAAGGGAGGAUACAGCACCUACGGCAAAUACCCCACUCCCAAGGGGGGUUACGGAAAGUACGGAGGCUACGGCAAGUACAAGAAGGAUCUCAGCGAGGCUCAGGAUGCCGAGGAAUAG